AUGUCGGCAACAGAGCUGGACCGGGCCUUGCAUGCAAGUGUGUUGAAGCGCGAGGCAGCCAAAGAGGCUGAGUUCCGUGAAGCACGUGCGAAGCACGAGGAGGAGGUGCGGCUUGGCUUUGGCGCAACCGACAUGUCAAAGCAAGAGCUCAGAAAGAUCAUCGACAGCGACAGGCGGAUGUACUACCGGUCCGAAGACUUGAAUGAUAAGCUUUUCAUUCAUUACAAGGGCUGGAAAGAAAUCAAGAACUUGGAGGGCUGGACUGGCCUGAAAGCAUUGUACGCUGAGUGCAAUGCUUUCGACCGCAUCAGUGGCCUUUCACAGUGCCGGAACCUGCGCAGCCUUUUCCUGCAGGAGAACUGCAUUCGCAGGAUCGAAGGACUCGAGGGCUGCCCCUUGCUCUGGAAUCUCAACUUGAGCAGCAACUUCAUCGAACGAAUUGAAGGCCUCUCGCAGUUACGAUCCUUGAACACCCUCACCAUCCAGAAGAACAAGAUCGGAUUUGCAGGUGUGGAAGAUGUGGUGCACCUAGUGGACACGACCAUCUCUACACUGGAUCUGCAAGACAACAAAAUUUGGGACCCGGACAUUUUGCCGGAGGUUUUCACGCGCAUGGCUGACCUGCGCGUCCUGUACCUCAAGGGCAAUCCUUGCGCCAAGAAGAUUCCGAACUAUCGCAAGGGCAUCACCGCAGUGUGCGAGAACUUGAAGUAUCUUGAUGACCGACCAGUCUUUCCUGAG
This is a messenger RNA of Symbiodinium sp. CCMP2456, 741 nucleotides long. NCBI's taxonomy places the organism in Eukaryota, Dinophyceae, Suessiales, Symbiodiniaceae. The record is from the annotation of a GenBank genome assembly.